AUGAAAAAGAUGAAAAUAUUUGCUCUCUUAAUCAGCUUUACUCUCUUUUCCUUCUCUCCGUUGGUAUGUCAAGCUAACUAUGAUUCGAACUUCACACGCCAGCCGCCUCGUCCCCUCUUCAUUGUCUCUCACGGGAGUCCUAAAUUCCAUCCUCAACAGGUGCACGUAUCAUUGGCGGGUCAAGACCACAUGAGAGUAACAUACAUAACGGAAGACAAGCAUGUGGCAUCGAUGGUGGAGUACGGUAAACAUCCAAAAAAGUACGACAAAAAAACUGCCGGAGAAUCUACUUCUUACAGAUUCUUCUUCUACAGUUCUGGCAAGAUCCACCAUGUCAAGAUUGGUCCUCUUCAACCAAACACCAAAUACUAUUACCGUUGCGGAGGCCACGGUGACGAAUUCUCUUUCAAAACUCCCCCAUCCAAAUUCCCGAUCGAAUUCGCGGUAGCUGGUGACCUAGGCCAAACCGAUUGGACGAUAAGAACAUUAGAUCAAAUGAGGAAACGGGACUUCGACGUUUUCCUACUUCCCGGUGACCUAUCCUACGCAGACACCCACCAGCCACUUUGGGACUCCUUUGGCCGCCUUUUAGAGACACUGGCUAGCACCCGCCCAUGGAUGGUCACUGAAGGAAACCACGAGAUCGAGUCUUUCCCGAUAGAGGAACACAUAAGCUUCAAGGCAUACAAUGCGCGAUGGCUAAUGCCUCACGCCGAGAGCCACUCUAAAUCCAAUCUUUACUAUUCUUUUGAUGUAGCCGGCGUCCACACGGUUAUGCUUGGUUCUUACACCCCCUUUGACUCCAACUCUGAUCAGUAUCAUUGGCUCCAUGCCGAUUUAAAAAAGGUUGACCGGAAAAAGACACCGUGGUUGGUGGUGGUGAUGCACACGCCAUGGUACAGCACAAACAAGGCGCAUUAUGGUUCUGGAGAGAAAAUGAGAAAGGCCCUGGAGAGUUUGCUCUAUCGUGCUCAAGUAGAUGUCGUUUUUGCCGGCCACGUUCAUACAUAUGAACGUUUCAAGCCGAUAUACAAGAAGAAGGCCGAUCCAUGUGGACCAAUGUACAUAACCAUUGGUGAUGGAGGGAACCUAGAAGGCCUUGCUUUACGGUUCCAUAAGCCUCAGUCACCUCUGUCAGCAUUCCGUGAAUCGAGUUUUGGACAUGGGAGAUUAAAGAUCAUAGACCACGAACGAGCACAUUGGUCGUGGCAUAGAAACAACGACGAGAUGUCAGUUAUUGCUGAUGAAUUAUCUUUCCAAAGUCCUCGAGCUUCAUCACACUGUCGAUCAAAAUCGUUUUAGAGGUGCGAUCUAUAAAUCACACAUACCAUAUUAAAACAUCUCUUUCUCCUUUUUCUUUUUUUUU
Capsella rubella is the source of this 1366-nucleotide messenger RNA. Its product is annotated as purple acid phosphatase 21. Bases 1 to 1302 code for a protein of 433 amino acids. The record is from RefSeq and is a predicted model, not a curated record. The transcript has 6 exons. Gene Ontology annotation, molecular function: acid phosphatase activity; metal ion binding. Lineage: Eukaryota; Viridiplantae; Streptophyta; Magnoliopsida; Brassicales; Brassicaceae.